Messenger RNA from Zerene cesonia (dogface butterfly), 1596 nucleotides. RefSeq names its product paired box protein Pax-6-like. Gene Ontology annotation, molecular function: DNA-binding transcription factor activity, RNA polymerase II-specific; RNA polymerase II cis-regulatory region sequence-specific DNA binding. Gene Ontology annotation, biological process: anatomical structure development; regulation of transcription by RNA polymerase II. The coding region runs from base 1 to 1500 and encodes 499 amino acids. The transcript is spliced from 9 exons. The record is from RefSeq and is a predicted model, not a curated record. Lineage: Eukaryota; Metazoa; Arthropoda; Insecta; Lepidoptera; Pieridae.
AUGCCAUCUUUACACAAGGGCCUCACCAUAGAAGAAUACGGGGUAUACACAAUGCUGCCGGCGCAGCAGAUCACCCCUAUAUCCCCCUGGCCGCCGGACCAGCUCCUCGACAGAAUGGACGACUUGGCGCACAAAGGUAAAGGUCACAGCGGUGUUAACCAGCUCGGCGGCGUGUUUGUAGGAGGCAGACCGCUGCCCGACUCCACGCGGCAGAAGAUCGUCGAGCUGGCGCACUCGGGGGCUCGGCCCUGCGACAUCAGCAGGAUCCUACAGGUCUCCAACGGCUGCGUGUCUAAGAUACUCGGCAGAUACUACGAAACGGGGUCCAUUCGACCGCGUGCUAUCGGUGGUUCAAAACCACGUGUCGCCACCGCAGAGGUGGUAAGCAAGAUUGCCCAGUACAAGAGGGAGUGCCCUUCCAUCUUCGCAUGGGAGAUCCGGGACCGUCUGCUCAGCGAGGGAGUCUGUACCUCCGAUAAUAUACCUAGUGUGUCAUCAAUCAACCGAGUACUCCGGAACCUAGCAGCCCAGAAGGAGAAGUCUACAAACCAGCAACCACCUUCAGACUGCUCCACGCCUGUGUACGAGCGACUGCGGCUCUUGGGCACACCGGGGGCAGCACCCACUUGGCCCAGGGCACCCUGGCCGACGCAGAUCGACACCCGCAGCCCGUAUCAGCUGCAUAGCUUAAGCCCUGGACCGCAACCCAUGUGCAAUGGGGAUAUGGGGAUGAAAAAAGGCGAAGAAACUCUAGAAGGUAUAGAAGGUCUAAACUCUGACGAGACGGGAUCAGGCGAUAACUCCAACGCCGGUUCCAGCGGCGCUGACGAAGAUGCAGCCAGGCUGCGGCUCAAACGUAAGCUGCAGAGGAAUCGCACCAGUUUCACAAAUGAACAAAUUGAUAGCUUGGAGAGAGAAUUCGAACGAACACACUAUCCCGAUGUGUUUGCCAGAGAAAGACUUGCGGCCAAAAUAGGCCUUCCUGAAGCUAGAAUACAGGUAUGGUUCUCGAAUCGUCGCGCGAAGUGGCGCCGCGAGGAGAAGAUACGCAGCCAGCGGCGCAGCCCCGAGUGCGCGUACCCGCCGCCCGCGCACCCCGCGCACCCCGCACACCCCACACACCCCGCGCACCCCGCGCACCCCGCGCCCGCGCCGCUGCCCGCGCCCGCCGCGCCGCACGCGCACCAUGCGUACCAGCCGCCGGUUAAUGUUGAUUCUUACAGCCCGCUAACCCCCAUGGGCUACGGCGCCAGCAGCGGUAUGGUGUCCGACGCGUCGGUGUGCGAGGGCAGCGAGGCGGACCUGUGCAAGGGCGGCUUCCUCGGCUACCCGCGCUACGAGCUCGGCUACCGCCAGCCACAUCCCUAUGUGAACCAUGGCUAUCAGCACGAGCCGGCUUCUCCACCACCAGAGCUGGGCGGUCUCCUGGGCGCAGGGGUGUCAGUCCCGCUGGCCGUGCCGGGACAGGACUCGCAGCAGUACUGGUCCCGCUUGCAGUGACCCUGGUGGAACUAGACCUCAACACUACAUAUUACAUAACCGUCGAAACUUAUUUCUCACUCUCGAGAUAUGAAUGCGUUUUACAAAACACUUGGG